Macrobrachium nipponense is the source of this 658-nucleotide messenger RNA. RefSeq names its product mitochondrial import inner membrane translocase subunit TIM14-like. Lineage: Eukaryota; Metazoa; Arthropoda; Malacostraca; Decapoda; Palaemonidae. Gene Ontology annotation, biological process: protein import into mitochondrial matrix. The record is from RefSeq and is a predicted model, not a curated record. Gene Ontology annotation, cellular component: PAM complex, Tim23 associated import motor. Gene Ontology annotation, molecular function: ATPase activator activity. The transcript has 4 exons. The coding region runs from base 200 to 550 and encodes 116 amino acids.
AGAAAUAAAACAAGCAAGGGAUCCAUUUCAAAGGAAUAUCCCGCCUACUACUACUACUAUUACUACUACUAAGAUGGACAUCUGAUGCGUAAUCUCGUACAUGUUACACAUUGGUGGUGAUGCUAUUUUCAAAAGGCCAAUAGACGAGUAAAGCUCCAAACUGGAAGAGAAGAAGGAAACAGUGGUUCACGGCCCCAGUAUGGCUAGUGGUAUGAUAAUUGCUGGGCUUGGCCUAGCAACUAUUGGAUUUGGGGCUCGUUUCGUUCUUCGCACCAUGCCAACCUUAGGGAAAAAAAUGGCUGAUGCUGUUGGUUCUAUGCCAAAACUAGAUGGGAAGAGCCUAGCUAAUAGCAAGUAUUACAAAGGUGGAUUUGAACCCAAAAUGACGAAAAGAGAAGCAGCUCUUAUACUCAGUGUAUCUCCAAGUGCUAAUUCUCAAAAAGUUCGGGCUGCAUAUAAAAAGAUGAUGUUAGUCAACCAUCCAGAUAGAGGAGGUUCUCCAUACAUUUCUGCCAAACUGAGUGAAGCUAAGGAUAUAUUAGACAAAUAAUUUGAGUCUUAUGGGUGGUGUAGUAAUAAAUCAUGGUUACUUUUGUAAAUUUUUAGUAUUUUAUGUUGAUUAAUGUAUGAUAUUUGGUAAAUAAACAAUUAUAUAGUA